Molecule: messenger RNA, 1458 nt
Organism: Topomyia yanbarensis
Lineage: Eukaryota; Metazoa; Arthropoda; Insecta; Diptera; Culicidae
Product: mucin-2-like
Exons: 2
Coding region: 1-1458 (485 amino acids)
Source: RefSeq, a predicted model, not a curated record
AUGGAUAAACAUAACUGCAGGAAAUGCGAUCUGUCGGAUUCCGCUGAUAAUAUGGUAGGAUGUGAUACAUGCGAGACAUGGUUGCACUAUAAAUGUGCGGGUGUUAGUGACUCGAUCGCUGACCCAGAAAGGUGUUGGCAGUGCGACGGUUGUAAAGGUGCCCUUGACUCCUUUAGCAAGAUUUCGAUAGCCAGUUCACGCGCGAGUAAGCGGUCAUCUCGAGCAGAGUUAAGUCUCCAGAUGUUACAGGAACAACGUAUGCUGAAAUUGAAAAUGUUGGCUGAGGAAGAUGAUGCCCGGAAGAGACAGGUCGCAGAGGAGGAAGAGAUGCGACAGAAACUACAAGCCGAGGAGGAAGAACGCCGCAAACAGCAGCAAAUCGAAGAUGCUGAUCGCAGGAAACAAAGGGCCGCAGAAGAUGAAGAUAUGCGGAAAAGGCGUCUUGCAGUUGAAGAGUUGUUUCUUAGUCAGAAGUAUGAGUUGGCUAUCGCAGAAAUGGACGAAGAAGAAGAAGGAACUAGUAGGCGAAGUAAAUUGAGUAGUAGGGCCGGCAAAGACAAGGUGCAGAAAUGGCUUAGCAAAACCGAGCAAAAUGAAACCCACCAGCUAAUCCAAGACUUGUGUCGCGUUGAACCUGGUGUCCAACAAUCUACUGAGCCACCAUCAACCGUUCAGAGCAAGCCAACAUCCACAGAACUAUCGAUGGCGGCAACCAAAGUAACGGUUUCAGCUCCAACUUACCAUACACCACAGUCAUCUUCCACCCCACAAAAUGUCAUUUCUGGGACGGUAAGCGAACCUACGAAAACAUCUAUACAAGUAUCGAUGGUGGCAACUAAAGUAACGGUUUCAGCCCCAACCUAUCAAACACCACAGUCAUCUUCCACCCCGCAUAAUGUAGUUUCUGGAACAGUAAUCGAACCUAAGACGACAUUGCCCUGCAAUACUUCUUAUCCGGGAGAUUUCGUGAUUCAACCGGGUAGAACCCAAUCACUAGCGACCACACAAAUGUACGUGCCACCUUGCCCACCAGCUUCGGUUCUGCCACAGGUGCUGUAUGUCCAGUCGUGCCCUUCAACGACGAUUAUAGACGCACCACGGAAGUUACCACUGUACCCAUCAGUAACAGAUUUCUCUACACCGCUGUACGAAAGCUCACAUCUGCAAAAAAAUGUAUAUAGUACACCGAAUGUUGCUCCCGUGUUUCCGCCAUCUACAUUCACGACACCAGUUAUGUAUACGGCAAAUCUACAUCAUCGUACCACGCGUAUGUCAGCAUUUGAACAGGAACGUAUGCCAAUACCAGCUACUUCACUGACCAGUCGAUACCAAGCGUAUCCGUCUAUCGCAACAGUGCCAAUCACAAAUCUGAACCCGAAAAAUUUGCGCCCAGGAACGAUUGAGUGUUUCGACGGGAUUACACUGAAGCAUGUGGAUUUACAGAUGCAGAAAACUUAG